GUGGUGGUGAGUGGCCAUUUUUCAUCUGUGUGGCAGGGCUGCCUGAACAAGGCUACCGUGGCAGUGAAGGUGUUCCCUGCUGCACACCGACGCUCCUUCAUAAAGGAGAGGGAGGUGUUUGGACUGCCUCUCAUGGAACAUCCCGGGCUGGUGUACUUCCUGGGGGCUGGGAUGGAACCUACAGGAGGACACUGGGUCCUUCUGCUGGAGUUGGCUAAAUAUGGCCCUUUGAAAACAUUCCUGUCCUCAUACAGCAUUGACUGGCUGUCGUCUUUGAAAAUGGCACAGACAUUAUCUCAAGGAUUGGCUUUUCUUCACACUGACAUGUACAGGAAUGAGCUGCACAAACCAGCUAUCACACAUGGCGACCUCAGCAGCAGCAACGUGCUGGUGCGGGUGGAUGGCACAUGCACUCUCUGUAACUUCGGGUGCGCAACAGUCUUGCGAACUUGUUCAGGACAGCCGAGGUUGCAGAAGCAGAGAGAAAGUCCCCAGUUGAGAAGCCAGGUGGGAACACUAUGCUACACAUCCCCAGAGAUCCUGGAGGGCUGCGUGAACCUGAACAAUGACCUGUGGCUGAUCCAGGGGGAUGUGUAUGCACUGGGUCUGCUGCUGUGGGAGCUAUGGUCACGCUGCUCUGACCUCUAUGCAGAAUCACCAGUUCCAGAGCACCAGCUGCCUUAUGAAGCAGAGCUGGGCCCCAGUCCAUCACUGGAUGAUCUCAUCCUGUUUGUAUCUCAGAGGAGAGAGCGUCCCACUUUACCCAUACCAUGGAGACAAUUCACACAGGCAUUCUCUGCCAUGAAUGACAUUCUAGAAGAUUGCUGGGACCAUGAACCGGAAGCCCGUUUGACAGCCCAGUGUGCUGCCAACAGGUUGGCAGCGCUUCCAGAAUGCUACGGCUGA
This is a messenger RNA of Paramormyrops kingsleyae, 906 nucleotides long. The record is from RefSeq and is a predicted model, not a curated record. Lineage: Eukaryota; Metazoa; Chordata; Actinopteri; Osteoglossiformes; Mormyridae.